Molecule: messenger RNA, 957 nt
Organism: Solanum stenotomum
Lineage: Eukaryota; Viridiplantae; Streptophyta; Magnoliopsida; Solanales; Solanaceae
Product: transcription factor SRM1-like
Exons: 2
Coding region: 1-957 (318 amino acids)
Molecular function (GO): DNA binding
Source: RefSeq, a predicted model, not a curated record
AUGAGCACCGAUCGGACCUGCAAUAGCUCCUUCUGGACUAGGGAGGAGGAUAAAAUCUUUGAGAAUAUCCUAGCGAUAUACUUUGACGAUAACAAUCUAUUCAUGAAGAUGGAAGAAGCACUUCCCGGAAAAUCAGUUGAUCAGAUCAAGGAUCACUACAGUAUACUCUUAGAAGAUAUUGAUGCCAUUGAUUCAGGACGCGCUCCAUUACCUAAUUAUCCAGAACUGCAAAGCAAUGCCAACCAAAAUACGAAAGCAGAUGUUAAAUGGCGAAGAGGGACUCCUUGGACAGAAGAGGAACACAGGUCAUUUCUCCAGGGCAUAGAUAUAUAUGGAAAAGGUGACUGGAAAAGUAUAUCUAGGCACUGCGUGAAAACAAGAACCUCAAUGCAAGUGGCUACCCAUGCCCAGAAGUAUUUCAAGCGUGUUGAAGCAAACAAGAAAGGGAACAGAAGAACAAGAGCAAAACCAAGUGUUCUUGAUAUCACUGGUGUGGAUGCUGAAUUCAGUGGUAAUUCCCAAGUUCCAUUCGCUGUGGACAUGAUUGGACCUGCUUGCGAGGGAUCACAAGCAGUGCCGGACACUAGCACUGAGAGCAUGUGUCAUCGAGAAAGCACCAAUGCUGAGCAGGUGACAGCAGUAGUCGGAGGAGAGCUCUCAGGUGAAAAUGCUUUUGUGAAUGUUGAUGCUAGCAGUGGAACUUCAGGUCAUUCUAUCCCAAGAAUUGGGAGUGAACUUGAAGCAUUACUUAGUCACCCCAUGGACGAAGACAAUGAUUUCAAUUUGAUUUUUGAUGUCGGGAUGGCACCAACUUCUGAUGCUGGGAUAGCACCAACUGCUCAAAUCGGAAUGUCCGGUUAUGCAGCUGCAGGGGAGGCUCCAGCUCAGUUACCUCCCUUUUCCCCCUCAUCUUACUUUGGUGAUGGAGUAUGGCGCAGUUUAGACACUCGCCGUUGA